This is a messenger RNA of Pieris napi, 1399 nucleotides long. Its product is annotated as protein artemis-like. Lineage: Eukaryota; Metazoa; Arthropoda; Insecta; Lepidoptera; Pieridae. The record is from RefSeq and is a predicted model, not a curated record. The transcript has 4 exons. Gene Ontology annotation, biological process: double-strand break repair via nonhomologous end joining; protection from non-homologous end joining at telomere; interstrand cross-link repair. Bases 159 to 1271 code for a protein of 370 amino acids. Gene Ontology annotation, molecular function: damaged DNA binding; 5'-3' DNA exonuclease activity.
UGUAUUAAAUUAUAAAUAAGUGUAUCAGAACCUUAAAUAUUAUUUGCUUUGCAAUUUGCAUCUAUUUAUUGAUUUUAAGAUGAUACUACCACUAACAAGUUACAGCUAAGAAACAAAAUAUGGAUAUUAUUCAUUAGAAGAUUGCGCGGGAAUUAAAAAUGUUUCAAAGGUGUUUACGAAGUUCUUUUCAAGGAAAAAUCGAAGAAAUACCUGGUUUACAUGUGGAUAAUUUUGAAUAUGUAGAAUCGACAACACCAAGAGCAUAUUUCUUAAGUCAUUGCCAUUCUGAUCAUAUGCAAGGUCUACAUUCGCCUUCCUUACUUAAAUAUAUCAAGGAAAAAAACAUUUUUAUUUACACAACGGAACUGUCAGUUGCCAUUAUUAAAGAUAAUACAAAGGAUGACACAAUAUUAGACUACAUAAAAGUCUUGAAAUUAGGAUCAACACUUGUUACAUUAGAGGGAAUACCAGAAGAAAAUAUUGAUGAAACAUAUUUGACAGUUACACUUGUUCCAGCGGGACAUUGUGUAGGAGCAGUUAUGUUUUUAUUCCAAACUAUAAAUACUACAGUAUUAUUUACUGGUGACUUUCGAAUAAACGAAAGAGAUAUUUAUAAGUAUGCAGGUUUGCAUGAUGUAGCUGAGAAACCAAUAAAAAUAAACACAAUGUAUAUAGAUACAACAUUUAUAGACCUGGUUUAUGAAAAUUUUCCAAAACGGUCACAGAGUAUAGAUGCAAUUUUAAAGGAGAUAGAGAGGUGUUUGUCGACGGGUAGUGGUGUAGCGUUACAUACAUCAGCAAAGUAUGGUUAUGAAUAUGUAUUUAACAAGAUUUAUGAGAAGCUGGGAAGGAAAGUCUAUGUUAAUGAAGACCGAUGGAGGUUUUAUAGAAAAAUAUCACAUCUAGUCCCUGGCGUGACGAACAACAAUAAUGAAACAAUCAUACAUUUAUGUACAAAACGCGACGAAAAGAAUCACUCAACAUGCAUACCAAGGAACUACCCUCAAUUUCUUUACAUUCAUCUCUCAGCGAUGAAAUGGAUAAAUAGUAACACAUUUAAGCCAAUUCAACGAAUGUCGCCGACGCGAGUGGACGUGUGUUUCGCAACGCACUGUAGUCGGAGUGAGAUUUUGGGUUUUGUCAAUUAUUUUAAACCGGAUAGAGUGAUUGGUUUUCCUAAUCCAUAUAUAGAGGAGAGAGGGGUGAAACGAAAAAGUUUGAGGGAAGAGGGUAAAUUGGAAAGUAUGAUAGUGAAAAAGUUCUGUAGUUGAUGUUUAAUUUGGAAUCAGACCUUGUAUGAAGCUUUUUGCAUUAAGAUGUUGAAUUGUGUUAAAUUCACACAAAGCUCAAAGACUGCUAGACUCAAGUUUUCUAUAAAUAAAUAUGCAUGAGCUCUAAG